AGUGGUCCCCUUCCCCCACUUCUCAACAGGGCAAGCUCUCUCUGGAAGGGCUGGAAAGGUGCCCGUCUGCAGUCAUGCUGGCGCUGCUGUGUGCCUGCCUGCUGGCGCGCGCCCGGCUCGGGGCGCCCACGGAGCCCGCGGGGCUGGGCGGCAACGGCACGGCCGAGCGCAUCCGCGACAUGCACGCCAAAGUGACGGAGCUGUGGCGGGCGAUGCAGUCGCGCUGCGCCUGCCGCCCCGACGCCGCCGCCGGCGCGCCGCUGUUCGCCUGCUGCGCGGUGCAGCCGUCGGCCUCGCUGGGCGCGUCGGAGCAGCCGCGCGUGGCGGGGCUCGUGCUGUUCCGGCAGGGUGCGCCCGGGCCCGGCAGCUCCCUGGAGGCCUUCUUCGACCUGAACGGCUUCCCGGCGCAGCCCAACACCUCCCUGCGCGCCAUCCACGUGCACCAGCUCGGGGACGUGAGCCGGGGCUGCGACGCCACCCAGGGCCACUACGACCCGCUGAGCGCGCCGCACCCGCAACACCCCGGCGACUUCGGCAACUUCGUGGUGCGCCGCGGCCGGCUCUCGGCGCACCGCUCGCGGCUCUCGGCGCAGCUCGCCGGCCCGCACUCCAUCCUGGGCCGCUCCCUGGUGGUCCACGAGGGCGAGGACGACCUGGGCCGCGGCGGCAACGAGGCCAGCCGGAAGCACGGCAACGCGGGCCGCCGGCUCGCCUGCUGCACCAUCAGCCUGUGCGACCCCGAGCUCUGGGAGCGCCGGGCCCAGGAGCACAGCCAGCGCCUGCGGUCCAAGAAAGACAAGAGCGAGUGCAAGAGCCCCUGAGCGUGCCCAGGAGCGGGGCGCCCCCAUUCCAGGCCCAGACCCUCCUCCCGCCUCCCUGCGCUCCGAGACCCCUCUCCCGGGUUCCCUUCUUUGCCCGCGCCCGUGCCCCGGCGCCCCUCCCUGAGCCUUAGAACCCUGGGCACGCUGUGUCCCAGGAUCCCCUUCAAACCUUGAAACCAGCCAUGCGCCCCCACCGCGCAGACCCACGCCCCACCCCCUAGAAUUUCUGCCCUGGUUUCAGCUCCUCCUUCCAGCUGCACCUUGAAGUGGGGUGCAGGAUUGUUUGGCACAUUAAAAC
Molecule: messenger RNA, 1119 nt
Organism: Sorex araneus (European shrew)
Lineage: Eukaryota; Metazoa; Chordata; Mammalia; Eulipotyphla; Soricidae
Gene: SOD3
Product: superoxide dismutase 3
Exons: 2
Coding region: 75-821 (248 amino acids)
Biological process (GO): removal of superoxide radicals
Molecular function (GO): superoxide dismutase activity; copper ion binding
Source: RefSeq, a predicted model, not a curated record